This is a messenger RNA of Closterium sp. NIES-65, 1764 nucleotides long. Lineage: Eukaryota; Viridiplantae; Streptophyta; Zygnematophyceae; Desmidiales; Closteriaceae. The record is from the annotation of a GenBank genome assembly.
AUGUUGAUGCAGAAAUUGCCCGACAUCCUCAAGGAGGAGGUCGCCGGCUCGGGGCUGUUGGCGGUCAACGCGUUCGCGUGGUCUUUGGAGCAUCUCGACGACGUGUUUCGCAGCUACGAUCCGCUCAUCGUCGAGAACCCGAAGAUGGUCGGCUUGAAGGCGCUCCGACUGGAGCUGCUGCACCACGCGGAGAAGGCCGCGUCGAACAGAGGGGAGGCGGCGUCGACCGUGGCCCGUGGCGUCGAAACCGGCAUCGCUAUGGGUGGGGAGGAGGAGCACGAGAGGGAGGACGUUGAGGGGGGCGGGGAGCACGACGGUGGCUCGGAAGAAGAGGAGGAGGACGUGGAGCGUGAGGAGGACGACGUGGUUGUCACCGGCGAAGAGGAGGCAGUGCAGUUCGCCGGUGAGAAGGUUGCGGAUAUGGGCGGCGGCAGCGGACCCAAGUUGGGCAAGAAGGCCCGGGGCAGCAGUGGCUCGACCCCGCCUAGGAUGGCGUCAAAGGCGGCUAUCGAGCGUCUGAAGGCGGCGGAGAGGGAGAUCAAGAAGCUGAGGGAGGAGAAGCUGGUGGCGGAAAAGAGGCUGGAGUUCCAAACGGCCCGGAAUGACACGAUUUACGGCGUGGUCACCUCGGCCGUGAACAAGCUCACUACAGUCGCCGAGGGCGUGACCCAUCUCGAGCAGACGUCGGGGAGGAGCAUCCAGCUGGCGGUGGACGCUGUGAGGGCGGUCGUGCAGGAGGCGGUGAGCUAUCGCGGCUCCACCCUCGAAUUCAUGAACACGCAGUGGCUGCCCACCGUGCAGGCCCUGCACUCGACGGCUACUGCUGCACAGGGUAGGCGACGGGAGGACGACCUCCUGCUGCUUCGAGGUGUGGCAGAUUCUCUCGGCCAGAACAUCAAAACAGUCGUGUCUGCCGAGGUGAAGGCCGCCAUGGAGGGCGAGGCGCAGCGGAUCGCCGCUGCCGUGACUGCGAAGGUCGUCCAAGAGCUUAGGGACGACCUGGUGAAGGCGGUCACCUCCGCGACCCAACAGGGCAUUGGCACCGCCGGGUUUAGCCUCCUCCCAACUGCUUUCGCGUCGGUGAUGCACGGCGGUCGCGCAACCGCCGAGGAGAGUGGGCCGGCCCCAAGGCAGUCGGGGAAAAGGGUCGCCGACGAAAAAUCCCUGACCGGCGACCAGACCAGCGGCUCUAAGCGAAGCAGAGGACCUGCGGUGAAACGCGGUGUGGGCGUGGAUCCUCCUGCCCCUCCGUAUGCUCGUAUCCCCGGCGUCCACGACUUGCUGAAAGAUGGACUUGGCGCGCGACCGAGCGAACAUUUUCGACAGGUCGACGUCGCGCUCGAGGAUCCUCAGUCGGUGGUCGGGAAGACCGGUGGCCAGCCCGUGGGGGACAAGCAGCCACAGGCCCCGACCGAUCCGCCGAGCGCACACGACGCGCCACCGAGCUGCGAGCAGGUGGUCGACCAAGGAGCAGAGGCAGCGAACGUCGCGGCGGCGACUGCAGGGCCGAGUGGGUCAACGGUGGAGGCGGCUGUGUGGAGAGCGGCGGAAGAGGCCGGCGGGGUGGACGAAGAGAUCCUCGCCAGCAUCGUGAUGCCGGACCCGGAAAUCGAGGUCAUGCGGGAGAAACUACAAGCAGCAGCUCCCACCGUGGGAGCGCAACAGGGUGCACCAGCCGCCUCGACUGCUCCUGCGGAGGACCAUAGCGCGGCUGGCGCCAAAUCUCCCCCGGCCACAACCGGUGAGGUCGGCGAUGGGAAGUAG